GUCCUCCUCCAAAAAACGACCCUGUAGGUCGUUUGUGCAAGCAGCUUAUUACGACCUACCGUUACGUUUCAAAGUUAAGCGCCCUCUAGCGCUCUUUUAAAUAACGACAGUAUCGGCGGUCAUUAAAUGACGUUUGACUGUCGUUACCAAUUAAAAUAAUUUUUGUAUUAUUAUUGUAUUUACUCGGGAUUACUUAAUACAUUAAACUGAGUUGUGUUAUUAAAAUUUACUUAUAUGUUUUUUAAUGUAUUUGUGCUUUAAAAAACAUAUUGGAAACAUCAAAACAACGAAACUCUUAUCAAAACAAAUAGUCAAUUAAAUUAAAUAAACCCUUUUUAACACAGAAAAAAGUUAAAAAAAUAAAAGAAAAAUAAAAAAAGAAAAUUGUUAAAAGCACUGCAGAUGAUAUAUAUGAAUUAUGUAUACGAAGAAGGCGUGGCCAGGAGUUUCCCUGAUAGUCGUAAGUGUGUAUUCAAGUAUUUAAGUAUUGUAGUUUUUUAUAUAUACACUGAUAUUUAGUAGUCGUGUUGGUAGUUUGCAAUUCACGUGGAACUAAGUAAGUACAGCUUUACGUUUUAGUUAAAAAAUCUGUUGAGAAUACCAUUUUACCCAUUAAGAAUGUAACGUUACGUACAGUACCUUGCUACCCAACUUAGUGUCUAGCUCGAUCGCUAGCAACAUGUGCUAGUAGCUCACAUGCAAAAUCCUGCUCAUCAAUUAACUAUCAAAAUAGUGUUAAUUUUGGUGCCUAAUCUUAAUAAUCUGGUUAAUUCAUGAAUAGUAUAAGUUAAUAUAAAGUUAAUUGUGUCCGUUUGUAGAGGAACAUAAUUAAAACAAAAGGGAUGGCAAAAUAGUAAUUAAAUUAUUUUAAAGUCUAAGACUUGAUAUGACCUGUAAAUUAUCUGACUAAUCAGAUUAUAUGUCAUGAAUUGCAAUUUCAGUCGUAUUGCCAUUUAUUAAUUUCAGCAUACUGUAUCCCAAACUGUAAAUGUUUACUCUUUAGAGUAAAAGCUACUUUAAGCAUCAGAAGAAUAUUGUCAGGGCACAACAGUUUUACAGCUAUCUAAAUUAUUUAACUACAAGGUGUCAUUUUAACGUUGUAUAUAAUAUUAAAAAAAUAAUAAUAACGGCACAAAUGCAGUAUUUGGCAACAUCUGUUAACAGAAUCAGGUUCAGGUUCAUUGUUAUUGCCUAUUUUAGACUCUUGCCAUAUAAAAUAAUACCCAUUAGUAAAUUCAGAUUUCUAGGCACAGGUUGACAAGGACAAGGAUUGUGACCACUCUUACAGAGGCCUGCUUGUUUUGACUAGUGCACUCUCAGAGCUUGUGUAGACACACAACUUAUUCCCUUUUGACCUUUGUGGUCAUUUAUUCUGUAUUUAGCUAAAUGUUUAUUUCAGAAACCAGUUAAAUACAGUGUUGGUACAUCUAAUCAUCUCAUCUGGUUGUUUUGCAGGUUGUUGUACCCAUCCUUUAUCACUGAAAUAUUUUACAAUAUUUUUCUUUCUCUCUCUAACUUUCUUUUUUCUUGUAUUUAUCUCACUCCCUUUUUUAUUUCUUUGUACUUAUCUUUUCAUUAUUUCUCUUAAAAAAAACACGUACAAAUGGCAUCUGAGUCAUUCAGUCAGUUUAAGGAAUGGCUGGAAGCAGCAAAAACCAUGGCAGAUGAGUUGGAAACCCAAAAAACUAAAAAGAAAAAAAAACAAAAGGGAACAGAAGUCUCCAAUGUUUCCUGGAGGAAGAGAGACCAGCAUGGGAACAUCCUACCACAGCGUGUUAGGAAGACUCGAUCUAAGAAACCUGCUGGCACUAGAGAGCUCUCAGAAGUUGAGGAGGUGGAAAUGGAUGAAAUUCCACAAGAGGUCCCAAGUCUUGAUCAACAUCUUCAGAGACUAAAAAACCUGCUAAAUUCCGUCACUGUCUCUGCACCAAUGGAAGCAGAAGAGACACCCACCAUGUCUGCAUGGACCAACAGACAGGCCAUCUCUGAAAAAAAAUUUAAGACUGCAAUGCCAGAAAUCUUAAAUUGCAUGUUGGCUGCAGAGACAGUAACCCAGCAUUGCUGUCAACAAUGCAAGACUGCUGAUGCUGUUGUCCGGUGCCUAGACUGUGUUCCCUCAGGAAGUCAGUUUUUCUGUUCCACAUGUGACUCAGAGAUCCACAGAAAAAAUGUUUUCCAUAAUAGAGAAGCUAUGUUUGAUGGUUUUUUUAAACCUAUUCCACCAACAUGUUUAGUGGUGAUUGAUGAAAGUGGCCAAUAUCAACUCGGUGAACAAGUGUGUAUCCUUCCGAUUUCUCCACCAAUGCAAAUCUGCCCCUGCGGUCCAAACCAAGACUUCAUUGUUAUCCCAGGAAAGAAGACUGUCUUGGUGACUAUCAACGGUCCAUACAAUCUGUGCCUGCCUAGUGUAUCCUGUCCACUUUGUUCUUGUAAAUGGACUCCUGGGAUUAGUGACUUGCUUGAAUAUAGAUACUGGCCAGCAACCACCAGCUGCCAAAUGCUGUUCAAGUUUGAUGUGUUCACAUCAUUUGAGCAGAUGAAGUUAGCUAGCCCAGCAUUAUCCCAACAAGCAUUUCUCAAAAUGCUUGAACAUCGAUCUCUUUGCACUGGUCGGAGGGGUGGUAUUUGUGGUGAUACCUUCCACAGAGUCUUUCGGGAGUUUGCCUUCUGCAAUUAUAAGAAAGAAGAUCUGUGCUUGAUGGAGCCCUUUAAAUGCCCAGCAUGCACACCAGACAUGCUGGCUAUAUCUGCAGAUGGUAAUAGAAAACAUUACCGGUUCAAAAAGUCCAAAGGGACAGACGAACCAUCUCUUUUUGAUGGGCUGUUCAUCGCACAAGAUGCCAAAGUGUCUGCCUUUGUUGACCAAAUAAGAAGCCAGAUGUGCAGUAGGACAGGUCAUGAUGUCUGUGGUCCGGCAACAUUUACAGCAGGCAGAGAAACAUCUCAGAAGUCCAGGGCCAAGGUGGAUGAAGAGGGCCUUGAAAUAGCUGUGUGCAGACAUGGAAUCUUGCUGCAAGGCUUAAAUCACUAUCGUGGUGAAAUAUAUGCCUACCCAAUGUUCCUGCAGAAGGAGCUGGCACAAGUUGCAAAUGCAACAUUCUUUUGUAUGGACAUUACCUGCAGGUACUGGCCUUAUUUGGAAAAGAUGGCAGAGAAGUUGCCUGAACUCCAACCACUUACCAUGAUGAAGCCUUUUCUGUCUGUAAUGCAUGCCAAGGCUCACACUGGCAAAUGUGAGGUUAGGUGGGGCGGUAGAAGCCAGGAUGGUGCAGGAAAUACUGUUGGUGAAGAGGUGGAACAGGUCAAUAGCUUUCUUUCAAGGGCUGCUCUUACUACAAAGUACAUGACCAAGUCAGGCAGAGCAGAUAUGAUAACUGUGCUUGCCAUGGCAUGGAAUCGUAGGAAGGAAGAAAGUCUCCACAAGACACUGGUGAAAAGAUUUAUCAAAAGUACACAGAGAGCAGAAAUGGAAGCAGCCAAUCUUGAGAGUCUCAAGCAGGAAUUAAACAUCUCUAUGGAUGAUGCAGAUCAAUGGGUGUUUGAUGUCAAGCAAUGGGCAGCCACUGAGAGACAAAGUACUCACAGUAGUCAGGAAGAGCUCCAGAGAGAAAUCGAUGAAAUGAUUUAUUCCAUCCGAAGAAAAAAGCAUGAUCUAUAUCGACAAAAUGACAGCAACCAAACAAGGCAACGCAAACGGAGGAGACUAAGUGAGCUCAAAAAGACACUCCAAGAGAAGAUACUGCAGUACAACACCCUUCCUGGCUGUGAAGAUAAAAUUGACACAGAAGCAGCAUGCUGUCUCUCAGACGAUUUUAUUCUACCUUGGGAAGCACAAGGAGAUGUGGUGAGUCUCCGCUUAAAGAGGCAACUGUUUGACCAAGUCAUGCUGGUACGGCGCAUGGAGGAGGAGAAGAUAAUAAUUGUAAAGGAGAUGACUCAGCAUUAUCAACAUCUAAAAAAAACAUUGGACAAACUGGACAUCCUCCUUCGGGAAACUAAAGGGGACAUCAAGAUCCACAAUCCACAUCAAGAGCUGACCGAAGAGGGGCAAAGGGGGCUACAUUGCUGUAUCUUACACAAGCAGCACAUUCUGCAGCAAAAACUAGCAGCAGUCACCAGCACCUAUGGUAGUGUCAACACAGACCAUUCCUUCAUGCUAGAAGAAGAUGAUGAAGAGGAGAGUGAGGACAACAGCAGCCCACAGCUUUCUGAAGAAGAGUUUUAAAGUUUUAGCACAAACAUUGGAAGCAUUGGAUUCACCAUCUUCAAAAGGACUCUUUCUGAUUUGACUCUGGAAUUAAAUAUAUUUCAUAUUAAAAAAAUAAAUAAGUAAAAGUCUUUCUA
Messenger RNA from Carassius gibelio (silver crucian carp), 4344 nucleotides. RefSeq lists its product as uncharacterized. The record is from RefSeq and is a predicted model, not a curated record. The transcript is spliced from 17 exons. Bases 1604 to 4225 code for a protein of 873 amino acids. Lineage: Eukaryota; Metazoa; Chordata; Actinopteri; Cypriniformes; Cyprinidae.